Molecule: messenger RNA, 4025 nt
Organism: Tachysurus vachellii
Lineage: Eukaryota; Metazoa; Chordata; Actinopteri; Siluriformes; Bagridae
Gene: kpna4
Product: karyopherin alpha 4 (importin alpha 3)
Exons: 17
Coding region: 173-1738 (521 amino acids)
Biological process (GO): NLS-bearing protein import into nucleus
Cellular component (GO): cytoplasm; nucleoplasm; nucleus
Molecular function (GO): nuclear import signal receptor activity; protein binding
Source: RefSeq, a predicted model, not a curated record
UGACUGCACCCAUACCACCGGCAUUCCCGGCAUGCACCGCGCGGCUAUCACUCGUUAGCAGAAAAAAAUAGUCCGGUGUUUAGCUGAGGUAAAGUGAGCGGGCUGUGUGAAGGAUAGUCGAAGAGAAAUUUCCCUAAUUUUCCUCUUAAUCUAUAGCUAUAUAUCAGCAAACAUGAACGACAACGAGAAACUGGACAACCAGCGACUGAAAAACUUUAAAAAUAAAGGUCGCGAUUUGGAGACGAUGAGAAGGCAGCGCACAGAGGUGGUCGUCGAGCUGAGAAAGAAUAAGAGGGACGAGCACCUCUUGAAGAGGAGGAACGUGCCACAUGAGGACAUCUGCGACGACUCCGACGUCGAUGGAGAUUUCAGGACGCAAAACACCUCAUUGGAGGCAAUUGUCCAAAAUGCCACCAGUGACAACCAGGGUAUUCAGCUGAGCGCAGUGCAGGCUGCCAGGAAACUGCUGUCAAGUGAUCGCAACCCUCCCAUAGAUGAUCUGAUAAAGUCUGGUAUUCUGCCUAUUCUUGUGCACUGCCUAGAUAGAGAUGACAAUCCAUCUCUGCAGUUCGAGGCAGCCUGGGCUUUGACCAACAUCGCUUCAGGCACCUCGGAGCAAACACAAGCAGUGGUGCAGUCCAAUGCAGUUCCCCUGUUCCUAAGGCUGCUCCACUCUCCUCACCAGAAUGUGUGUGAGCAAGCGGUGUGGGCUUUGGGCAACAUUAUCGGUGAUGGACCCCAGUGCAGGGACUAUGUAAUCAGCCUUGGUGUUGUCAAGCCUCUGCUGUCCUUCAUCAGCCCAUCCAUUCCCAUAACCUUCCUGCGCAACGUCACCUGGGUCAUGGUAAACCUGUGCCGUCACAAGGAUCCCCCUCCACCCAUGGAGACCAUUCAGGAGAUUCUGCCUGCCCUGUGUGUCCUGAUUCAUCACACAGAUGUCAAUAUCCUUGUGGACACAGUGUGGGCUUUGUCUUAUCUGACCGAUGCUGGCAAUGAGCAGAUCCAGAUGGUCAUUGACUCUGGCAUUGUUCCUCACCUGGUGCCCCUCCUUAGCCACCAGGAGGUCAAAGUUCAGACUGCAGCUUUGCGUGCAGUGGGGAACAUCGUGACCGGCACAGACGAACAAACACAGGUGGUGCUGAACUGCGAUGCCCUCGGUCACUUCCCUUCCUUGCUCACGCACCCCAAGGAAAAAAUAAACAAGGAGGCAGUGUGGUUCUUGUCCAAUAUCACAGCUGGGAAUCAGCAGCAGGUCCAGGCUGUUAUCGAUGCCAGUCUGGUGCCCAUGAUCAUCCAUCUGCUCGACAAGGGAGACUUCGGCACUCAGAAAGAGGCAGCUUGGGCCAUCAGUAACCUCACAAUCAGUGGCAGAAAAGAUCAGGUGGCGUACCUGAUCCAGCAGCAGGUCAUUCCACCUUUCUGUAACCUACUGACAGUCAAGGACGCUCAGGUGGUGCAGGUGGUUCUGGACGGACUGAGCAAUAUUCUGAAAAUGGCCGACGAAGAGGCAGAGACCAUCGCAAACCUGAUCGAGGAGUGCGGAGGACUGGAAAAAAUCGAACAGCUACAGAAUCACGAGAACGAGGACAUCUACAAACUGGCUUACGAAAUCAUUGACCAGUUCUUCUCGUCCGAUGAUAUCGAUGAGGACUCUAGUCUGGUUCCAGAAGCCAUCCAAGGUGGAACGUACGGAUUUAAUUCAUCAGCCAACGUGCCAGCAGAGGGAUUCCAGUUCUAGAAGGGUGACCUGAAAUCUGAAGAUUUGUUUGCGAUGCAGCACUCUAACAUGUACAAAAAAAAAUAAUUAAUUAGGAGAGAAAGAGAGAAGCGCGCGAAUGUGAGAAAUUAGAUCCAUUGUGCUUGGCUCAUGGGAUCCAUGGCUGCAUCUAAUCCAAGAGAAAUUGUGUGGAUUUCGUUUGGCAUCCUGGCAUGAAUCCAGUCCAAAUGAAGUUUGUGACGGCGAGUGGGUGCGAGUGAGAGUGAGUGGGCUACUAAAUGUUGCAAAAACACAACCAUCUACACCGAAUGCGUUCAGAGAACAUUUCGUGAAACGUCACACCAAAACCGGGACGUGUCUACCAAACGAGAACAAAAGCAAAUCGGCACAACAAACAAACAAAACAAAAACGAGACGAAACGAUGUUGCAACCAAGCAAUUGGAGGGAAUGACACAAGAAAACAGACAAAACCUCUGAACAAGAAUCUACAAGCAAACAAAAACAAACAGCGGGAGGUGACACACCGGUUGCCGUCUUUCCUCCCCACAAUGGGCCCCGCUGCGAGAGGUGUGUGCGAGUGAGCCGUUUUUGCGUAUGAAUGUAUGGACCUGGGGCCGUGGGCGCGGAGCUUACCUCAGAAAUCUCUAACUUUCGGCGCACGUCGAUCCUUGACUGCGCUACUUGUGCAAAGUCAGCAGACGAAUGAGUGUGUUUGUGUGCGUGAGAGAGUGAGCGUGCGAGUGCGUGUGACUGACUGGAGGGUGUCAGACAGGGCUGAAUGUGGACGCAUGUGGAGAGUCACCAUCAAAAUAACGAAAGGAGCGUUAAUACAAAAGUAGUAUGGAAAAUCAAAUAAAGGAAAAAAGAAGUAAACAGCAAGGGUGAUGCGGUUGAGCAGAAAAGAAGAAAAAAUUAAAAACUUCGAAAAUAAUUAAAAAAAAAAAUUUGUCAAGCAACAGCAAUGAUUUAGAAAUUACAAAAAAAAAAAAAAAAGACAUCAGGUUUUUUUUUGUUCUCUUUUCUUUUUAUAAAACGACACUGGACUAGACUCUUAAGUGGAGAAACGGAGGGCCGCCGUGUUUAAAAGUGAUGAACUCUGUAGCUUUUGGGAUUUGCUUUUAGUCUCCAGUGUUUUACACUUUCUUUUCUUUUUCUUUUUUUUUUUUUUCCUUUUAGCUUCCGUAUAUAUUUUCAGUGUUUGUGUAGAACUGCAGUUUAACCCUUACAGUCCCUAAAUACCACUGUACUACUGUAGUUUUGCCGUUUUUUUUUGUUUUGUUUUUUUGUUUUGAACCGGUUGCAAGCUCCCGUUCUUACUUUUCAAUACUCUGUAUUACUCUUCUGCAUGAUAUUUGUUUUUAUUUUCCUUGUAGGUUCUCAGUAGAGCCCUCGCACCUUCUUUGGUGAUAAUAAACGGAGAAAUAACGGCCAUUUUAUGUAAAGUCGUGAACAUUUCGGUCUUUACUUGUGCUGAAUUGCAACAUAGUUUUAUAGGUUUUUACUUCUGUUAACAAAUUCUUUUUUUUUUUUUCUUCUUCUUCUUCUUCUUUUUUAUUUGUAAACGGCUUUUUAUACAUCAUGUCUCUUUCCCCCGACCCCUUACUCAACUCUCAGUAGCCACCUGACCCGAUUCAGCCAAACCUGUUUUGCGUACACACCCGAACACAGCGUGCGACGAGUUCAGAUUUAGAGCCGACACGACUGUCCCGUCAAACUAUAUGCAUAAUACAAUUACAAUUCCUUUUUUUUUUUUUAACAUGUGUGUAUAUAUAGAUAGUCCUAAUUAAUGUCAAUCCACAUUAGAGGUGUUAAUCCUUCAUGAUAGUUUCAAUGAUUUUGAAAUAAAUGACCUGCCUCUUAUUUUGGGGUGUUUUUGGGGCUUUUUGGGAGAAGACGAUUUUUCGUAGCGUGACAACGCUCCAGCUCCCUGAAAUCUCUGGUGUUCUUCAGACUGCUGUCUGGUGCCUUCUUUCUAGAGCACAAGUAAAAGGAGAGAAGAAAAAAAUGCAUGAACAAAACAGUGAUGUUCUCGAGUAUACGAUAUUGUCCUUUUUCCCUUCUGAGUCCUUCGUUUUUCUUUAUUUUUUGUGUUUAAAAUUUCACGCCGUAGACACGGAUUACUCUUUGUGGUCAUAACCUUCUGUUGGACUAUUAGGGUGUAUGAGCAGCAUUCCUCAAAGAUGCGAUUUCAUAUGUGCAGCAUUAGCAAAAAUGGGGAAAACAUUACAAAUUAGAUGAUUAUGCUUAACCUGUUGACCGUAUGACUGCAGGCUAAGAUUCUUUGAUGAAAUAAAUAUUGAAACCAUC